Gordionus sp. m RMFG-2023 is the source of this 2999-nucleotide messenger RNA. RefSeq lists its product as uncharacterized. The record is from RefSeq and is a predicted model, not a curated record. The coding region runs from base 12 to 2999 and encodes 995 amino acids. NCBI's taxonomy places the organism in Eukaryota, Metazoa, Nematomorpha, Gordioida, Chordodea, Parachordodidae. The transcript has 13 exons.
UAAAAAAAAACAUGUACAAAUGCCAAAUCCUCAUACUGGUCAUGUGUAGGGAGUUGCUAAUAUACGUGAACGCGGAUAGUUUAGGUUCUAUAGUUGAUUCUCCUUCUUCAUUUAGGCCACGUAGAAGUUAUCCCCCUGUCGUAGAUUCAGGAACCCAUCUUCGAACCCAGGAUAAAGUAAGUUCGAUCGAUACACAUCAGGGCCCGACAGAUGCUGGUAAUAAUUCUCCUCAUCCACAACAUCAAAAUCCAAGUAAUGCCAGACAACGUUCUCCCCCUAAUACAAGUGGCAAAGACGCCUCUAAGAAGCAAUUAGCAAAUGAUCCGCGCAGCCCUCAGGGUCAUAUUAAAUUCGACAAGCCAAGACAUUCUGGCCUAAUCGGUGAUAGAAAUAGAAACAGACGCAAGUACAGUUCCUUAGGUCAUCGCCAUUUUCUCAUAAAUCCUAACUCUAAUCCUAACAUAAUGCGUCAUCAAAAUCAAGUGGGAAGACGAGUGGUAAAUGCCCCACAACAAAGUUUUCAAUGGGAAUACCCCGGCAUGGUCGGCCCUGGACCGGGUUCACCCUACGCAAUGGGGGAUAAUUCUGGAGGUCUAAUAUCGGCGAAUAAUGACCAGAUACCAUUUUUCACCGGUGGCGGAGGUGGAUAUGGCGGAUUCGGAAGCUCGGUAGGAGGAGGAUACAACGGUGGGAGUGGUGGAUAUAGUGGAGGAUUUAAUCAAGGAUACGGAGGAGGAGGUGGUGGAUACGGUGGAAAUGUCGGAAAUAAUAAACAACCAAUAACUCAACCCACUAAGAAGCAAACGACGACUCAGUCCAAAAAAUGGACUACUUCCAGAUCCAAAAAAUGGACUACUUCCAGAUCCAAAAAGCAAGUAACUAUGAAUAUGAAGAAGGAAACAUCUUCCGUAAGGCAACCUAGGAGAUACCCUCCGCGUAUAAGGAUAAACGAUAAUUUUCCACCUAGACUCACACCCGGCAUAGAUCAAGAUUUAGGACAUCUGUGCAAGAGAGGCGAGCCUUUAUUGAAUAUCAUUUGCGGGCCCAGUGAAGGCAUGUGUCCCAUCAAUUACGAAUGCGAUAUGCGGAGAGGCUUGGACGAAUUCGGAAAGUGUUGUUUAAGAGAGGACUUAUGUCCAGAUCAAACUUUAGCCUUAUCACGUGGAGUUUGUAGGACUAACACCUCGUCCAAUGACUGUCCACCCAAUUUCAGGUGUAUACCUAUAGCCCUAAAUUUCGGAGUCGUCAAUAUGUGUUGCAAUGCCAUGAAGCCGGGUACCUGCCCCAGUGUCAUAAUUCAGGAUCAAUUCACUUCCACCGUAAACUAUACCAUCCCAUUAUUCAAUUCUUCUACUGCAAAUCCUUUGAUAGCCGUGGUAGCCAUAACUAUACCCAUUCCUAGCUGCGCCGGAUCUUGCAUCCAUGAUUUCUCUUGCCCGGGGAUGCAAAAAUGUUGCCAGGGUAGUAAUGGCUGUCCCAUCUGUACUAGCCCUAAUUUCCCCCAGAGCGCGUUAGAACCUACUGCUCAUAUAUCUGGAACAAGAUCUAACAUGGCCGAUUUUAAUCCACUUUCAAAUAGGUUUUUUAGGCAGAGGUCGGUUAUCGGCGAUAACGGCAAGAAUUCAGGAAUAGGAAAUUUUAUGGUGCCCGGUAACAAAGAUUCGUCAUUUAGAGAUGGUUUAAUGAGGAGUGGAAGAUUGGGAAAUCUAGCAAGAUUUUCGAGUAGAACCCGAGGUAUGCCAUUGAUGGAAGGAUUGUAUUACGAUGACGAAGAGGAAAUAAAGGGAAAAAAUAAUGAAUAUUCGAAUGUUUCGCAGAAGGAGCGGGUAGUCAGACGAAACCUAGCUCACAGCGAUAGAAGAGACAGGAAAAAUAAAAUGGCAUCGCAAGUUGAAAAUGGAGCUCAAUCCGCUUCUAAUCCCGUAAUGAUGACGGGCUUAUUUGGGGGCCAAUCAGCUGCCAUAAAGUCUGAUCCACAGAAAAAUUUCGAUCAAACGGCUUAUCAAUUCGCCGCCGAUAUGGCCUCAAUGCUCAAAUCUAAGGACGAACUCCAUAGAAGGGGAAAACUGAACGAUGAAGGUUCUAUUUUCGUGCCUGGAGACCAAGCAGCCAUGGUUGAUGGGAUUUCCGGAUAUGAAAGCGAACAGAUGAAUUUAAAUUUGCAACCAGAAUGGAUUUCAGCCCUAUUUUCGAAUUUAUCGGGGAAAACGGGCACCGGAAACAAGAAUAUUGAUACAGGACUCAAUACAAAUGGAGGGGACUAUAGCGGGGUGAAUGGAAAUUUCAUAGGAAUCAAACCCAGCUAUUUCAGCAAUUAUCAGAAUGAAGAGCCCCUUAUAAGAGUUUCAGAAACUAAGAUCGAUUUAGAAUCUCCCGAUUCUCAAAAUAUGUUGAAUGGCAAUUCCGAAUUAGAUGGUUCUGAUUCGAAUAAUCCAUAUUUCAACCCUCAUUACGAUCCAUACCAGGGCGGCGCUGAUAGGAUGAUUCAAAACGACCCCCAAAUAUCUUCCAAUAAUCCGUCCAUGCCAUCUUUAUCUAUGUAUGGGAUCGGAUCUAUGGCGGGAGGUGCUCAGCCCGGAAAUCAAAUGCGAACCAUAGGCUCUUACCCGUCGGCCUACAAUUCGUACAACUUACCUCCCAGAUACUCCGCAGCGGAGAAGUACCCUUCUAAUCCCGCGCAACUCGUCGAGGCCUACAAAGGCCAACAUUUACCGAUAGCCCUGCAAAUAAAGGCGAACGAAAUGAGGCUUAAAUCCAAAGACAGAAAAUUGGACGAAUUAGGACAAAAACUCGAUCGCGAUAAUGAAGACCAAGUAAAUUCGGCCGGGGAUGAAUACGCUAACGACGCUUUAUUCGGACUGGUUACCAAGAAGAUGUACAAAUCCAGGAUUAAGUCAACUAUGGAUCCGAUCCAAUUUUUGCUUCCCUUCAUAAUGCACAUGAAGGACAAAAAAUUCGAGCACCAUAAAAUGAAUCAACCCAUCUUGCUCAAGGGAUGA